AUGUCACUUCUGCUCACCGUCACCGCCACGUGUUCCGCGCUGCUGGCCGCCAGAGGAGUGAGCAUCCCCACGACCCAAUCGCUGCUCAACUACGUGCUGCUUGCUGCUGUGUAUGGCGCCGUGCUGCUACACCGCAAGACACCCCUCACUGUGCCGUGGCGUGUGCUCCUGCUCGCGUCUUUCCUCGACGUCGAGGGAAUUACUUUGGUGAGUGCGUGUCUUGUACUCUUAUCGUGCCUGCCGUGUGCCCGCGUUGUGCCCGCCGUGUGCUCAUCUAAUUGGUCGUUGAUCCCUCUCAUCUCCCUCUCAUCUCCCUCUCAUCUCCCUCUCAUCUCCCUCUCAUCUCCCUUUCAUCUCCCUCUCAUCGCUCUCUCAUCUCCCUCUCAUCUCCCUUUCAUCUCCCUCUCAUCGCUCUCUCAUCUCCCUCUCAUCUCCCUUUCAUCUCCCUCUCAUCGCUCUCUCAUCUCCCUCUCAUCAUCUCAUUCGUCUCAUUUUACUUGCAUCUCAGUAUUGCUCGCCUUCCGUUUCACCUCCUUGAAAGUAUGUCUCCCUGCUGGACUGCUGGGCCAUCCUUCUCUCAUUGCCCCUUGCUGCCUCUCAUCUCAUUCCUUCCCUCCCCACGCUGCCCCUCACCCCACCACUCUCCACCCCUCCCUAUCCAGUUGUCCUCGCCUUCCGUUUCACCUCAUUGACGCGAGUCACUCUCCUGGACUGCUGGGCCAUCCCAGCCGCUAUGCUGCUAGCAGCGCUCUGCCUCUCCACGCGCUACCACGCCUCCCAUGUUAUCGGCGCGCUGCUCUGCACGGCGGGCCUCGCCAUGCUGCUGCUGUCUGA
This is a messenger RNA of Closterium sp. NIES-65, 834 nucleotides long. The record is from the annotation of a GenBank genome assembly. Lineage: Eukaryota; Viridiplantae; Streptophyta; Zygnematophyceae; Desmidiales; Closteriaceae.